AUAUUUUCUACCAUCCCUAAUGCAAGCCGAAGCCGUCAAAUUGCGCUAAUUUUGGGUAAAAAUUUUCCAGUUUUGUGGAAAAAACGCAAAGUUGCAAAUAGUUUUGGCUGUUUAGGACAGCAAACUCGAAUCGAAGACGCAAGCAGCGUGUACAUCGGAGAUAGAAGCAGAAAGACAAAAAGGAGAAACAGCAAUACAUUUCGCAAAAACGACAAGCAAGAGGUGCAAAGCACACAAUGUCCGGAAUUGCAAUAACACGAUUGGGCGAGGAGCGUAAGGCUUGGCGAAAGGAUCAUCCAUUUGGCUUUGUGGCCCGACCGGCUAAAAAUCCUGAUGGCACAUUAAACCUCAUGAUCUGGGAGUGCGCUAUUCCCGGAAAGAAAUCGACACCCUGGGAGGGCGGCUUGUACAAGCUGCGCAUGAUCUUUAAAGAUGAUUAUCCAACCUCUCCACCAAAAUGUAAAUUUGAACCGCCACUUUUCCAUCCCAAUGUGUAUCCAUCGGGUACCGUAUGCCUCUCGCUGCUGGACGAGGAGAAAGACUGGCGUCCUGCCAUUACAAUCAAACAGAUUUUGUUGGGCAUUCAAGACUUGUUAAACGAGCCAAACAUCAAGGAUCCUGCCCAAGCGGAGGCAUACACCAUUUAUUGUCAGAAUCGAUUGGAGUACGAGAAGCGAGUACGUGCACAGGCGCGUGCCAUGGCUGCCACUGAAUAGAGUGUAAUACAGAAGAAGAAGAAAACAGGCACUAUCAGAGAAUACCGCUACUCUCUAAGAAAGCACACAGACACACAAAUCAACGUUAAUAAUGGGCAGGCAGUCAAGUGAUCAUCUAACACACACACACAUAUAUACACACACACACACACACAAACCAACAUUUAGGAACGAGGCAUUUUCGUGAAUGCCUCUUCUAAUUACAAAACAUUUUAAUAUCUCUAAGCUGAUUUAAAAAUAAUAAAAA
Messenger RNA from Drosophila arizonae, 963 nucleotides. It is a transcript of the gene lwr, whose product is annotated as ubiquitin conjugating enzyme lesswright. The record is from RefSeq and is a predicted model, not a curated record. NCBI's taxonomy places the organism in Eukaryota, Metazoa, Arthropoda, Insecta, Diptera, Drosophilidae.